AAGAAUAGAAAAACAAAAACUAGGGUCUAUCUGAAAUCAGUAAAUCACAAUCAAAGUGUCUCUUACAACUGUGUAACGCAAAACCCCUUUCUAAACCCUGAAAAACGAUUGAUCCGCUGACAGCGUAGAAAACGAUUGAAUGGAGGGGCCUUUGGUUAAUGAUGAUCCAAUGAUUGACGGCGAAACUGAAGAUUUGAGUGGAGAAAUGUCGCCGUAUGAAUCAGAUUCAGAAGAAGAUGUCAAAUUAACCGAACCAUCUAAAACUGCAGUGAAUAACAGAGAUGCUCUAUUAGAUAAACUUGGAGACAUAAGCUGGCCUGAGAAUGUUGAAUGGAGGCACAAACUCUCCAUUGAUAUUGAUCAAGAGCAGGAAGUAGAUGUGAACGACGACUUGACACGAGAGCUAUCGUUUUACACACAGGCAUUGGAGGGAACUAGACAGGCCUUUGAGAAGCUUCAGUCGAUGGGUCUUCCUUUCUUGAGACCUGCCGAUUAUUAUGCGGAAAUGGUGAAGGCAGAUAGUCAUAUGGAAAAGGUGAAAGGUCGGCUAUUAGCUGAGAAGCAGAAGAUGGAAGAGGCUGAAGAGAGAAGAAAGGCGAGGGAAGCAAAGAGAUUAUCCAAAGAGGUUCAGGCACAGAAGAUGAAAGAAAGGGCCAAGCAGAAAAAGGAUGACAUUGAAUCUGUUAAGAAAUGGAGGAAGCAGAGACAACAGAGUGGAUUUGCUGAUGGCCCCAAUGACGCAGAUAAGGUUUUGGGCUUUGAAGAUGGAAAAGUGUUUGAGAGAUCAAAGAAGAAAAGGCCCGGAGUGUCUCCAGGCGAUCGGUCUGGAGGUAAGGCAAAGCAAGCCAUUGGAAAGGGAAAGACGCAGAAGAAAAGAGACGGUAAGAAUUCAAAAUUUGGUUUUGGAGGCCGAAAGGGAUCGAAGAAGCAAAAUACAGCUGACACCACUAAUGAUUUUGGUGGAUCGCGUAAGGGUGCUACUGAUGGAAAUAAGAAGAGGAAGAGAUAAAAUGCAAUCUUUUUCUUCUGAUCUGUUUUCUUUCAAAGGAUGUCAUCGAAUGCUUUGUUACAUUGUGCCGAAAGUUACUAAAAGGCGUGUAAUGUAGACAUAUCUUGAGUUCUUAUAUGUUAUUUAUUUAUAUCUAUCAAUUUAUCAAAUGAACACUUUUUACUUCGACAUA
This is a messenger RNA of Cicer arietinum (chickpea), 1181 nucleotides long. Its product is annotated as probable rRNA-processing protein EBP2 homolog. The record is from RefSeq and is a predicted model, not a curated record. Gene Ontology annotation, biological process: ribosomal large subunit biogenesis; rRNA processing. NCBI's taxonomy places the organism in Eukaryota, Viridiplantae, Streptophyta, Magnoliopsida, Fabales, Fabaceae. Gene Ontology annotation, cellular component: nucleolus; nuclear periphery; preribosome, large subunit precursor.